AUAGAUGAUUAAAAAGAAAUAGACAUAACCUAUUGAUUGAUCAGGGCUUUUAUAAGAAGUUAUCACUGAGUUAAAUAUUUUCAUUGCUUUUAAUUGUUUAGACUAGUUGAUUGAGCACAAUGGGUUGCGCUGUAAGUACAACUGCUGACAGAGAAGCUCUGGAAAGGAGCAAAAAAAUUGACAAAGACCUAAGGAUGGAAGGAGAAAAGGCUCAAAGGGAGGUCAAGCUACUACUGUUAGGGGCUGGUGAGAGUGGCAAGAGCACAAUAGUGAAACAGAUGAAGAUCAUCCAUGAAACUGGAUACUCACAAGACGAGUGUGAACAAUACAGACGAGUCGUCUACAGCAACACCAUUCAGAGCCUCAUGGCCAUCAUACGGGCUAUGGGGCAACUCAAGAUUGAGUUUGGUGAUCCCUCAAGAACUGACGAUGCACGGCAGUUCUUCACUAUGGCGAGUGCCACAGAGGAGGGGGAGAUGACGCUAGACUUGGCACACAUCAUGAACAGACUGUGGCACGACGCUGGUGUGCAGCAUUGUUUCCAACGGUCACGAGAGUACCAGCUGAACGACAGCGCCUCGUAUUACCUGAACGCCCUGGACCGCAUCUCGCGCAGCAACUACGUGCCUACGCAACAGGACGUCCUGCGCACCCGUGUCAAAACUACCGGCAUUGUUGAGACCAACUUCUCCUUCAGGAAGCUCAACUUCAAACUUUUUGAUGUUGGAGGGCAGCGGUCUGAGCGGAAAAAAUGGAUUCACUGCUUCGAGGGGGUCACGGCCAUCAUAUUUGUGGUGGCCAUGUCAGGCUACGAUCUUGUAUUAGCAGAGGAUGAAGAAAUGAACCGCAUGAUCGAGUCCAUGAAGCUUUUUGACUCGAUCUGCAACAACAAAUGGUUUGUGGACACUUCCAUCAUCCUCUUCCUCAACAAGAAAGAUCUCUUCGAGGAGAAGAUCUCUCGCUCUCCUCUCACCAUCUGCUUCCCUGAGUACCCUGGCAACAACAACUAUGUUGAGGCGUCGACUUACAUCAAAGACAAGUUCGAGCAUCUUAACAAGAGGAGAGGACUUAAAGACAUCUACACUCACUUCACCUGCGCCACUGACACUAACAACAUCCAGUUCGUAUUCGACGCUGUGACUGACGUGAUCAUGAAGAACAGCUUGAAGGACUGCGGCCUCUACUAACAACUUAUCAAUUCUCUUCGCCUUGACGUGGCCUUGCAUCUCUUCUGCCACGAGUCGGGAGUCUUAAACAUGUUGAUUUUGCUCAUGCUCUGAUUGGUUGUUCAUUCAUGAUUUGUCUCAUUUCAUGUAGAGAUGUGAUGUUGAAUUAAUAUUUUCUAAUUCGCGCUGUUUCACUAGGUUUCGUAAAAAUAGCUUGAAAAAGUUUCACUGCAGCAUAUUCUCCAAACUUAUUGUUUUUCUAUUUGAAAACUUGAUUCGGGACGUUUGGAAUGGUCAAUUUAAAGAAAGAAAUUGGAACCCUCAUCCUGUUUUAAUCUAGUGUCUCUGCUUCGCACCAUCACCUCGUUGUAGUACUCAGCCCUUAAUUGUCAUGAAGGCUUCAACUUCUCUGCAGAUUUAUAAGUAAUAAAUAACGACUGAAAGUUUGCUGUGGCAAUAUUUUCUAAGCUUCAUCUUACAGCGAUGGGUUGUGUAUAAAUAUUUACCUUUGAAAUUAGUUUAUUCGAGUUAGCAAGCCUACAGCCUAUUGAUGACCUAUUGUUCGUCUAUAAUUUGGCACCACAAUAGUAAUAAGGGCUUUCUUGAUUCGGCCACUCGUACGUUUCAUGUGUAUGACCUAUUGGCUUGAGAUGCAUUGGUUUGUUACCUCUUUGGUUGCCAAUUUCUAGUGCCAAAGUGACCUUUCAAUGUCCCUCGUGUUGUGCCAUUAGCACAAUAUUCCAUGUGCCUUUAUUCCUUCAAAAUAGUGCUAUAAGCUGGCCGAGUUGAGUGCAUCCACGGUGGGUUGCAAGCACAUAACAAAGCGCAAAUUCUAAUGAAGAACGACACAAUCUGUACGGUGCCUUGGAAGUUUAUUUAUAUACUCUUGGCCAUAUUACCUUGCAGGUCCCCAAGCCAUUUUUAGUAGUUUUUCUAGUACCACUUUGUAGUCGCUCUCAGUGUCUCAUCUGUGCUACUAUGUCCGCACAAAAACAAUUUUAUUCUUCAUAAAUAACUCCAGGAUAGAAAUUAAACUUACUUUAUCUUACGAGCACAUCAUUUCCUAAGUAAGCUUCACAUUUAAGCUUCGUUGGUCCGGAAGUAGGCACAAUAAAGCUCUGCUGGAUGCAGAGGAAAGGAAACUUUUUGCGUCGAUAUUACUUCAGCGAUGUCAAGAAUUAUUUUUUUUUUU
Molecule: messenger RNA, 2358 nt
Organism: Hyalella azteca
Lineage: Eukaryota; Metazoa; Arthropoda; Malacostraca; Amphipoda; Hyalellidae
Gene: Galphai
Product: guanine nucleotide-binding protein G(i) subunit alpha-like
Exons: 8
Coding region: 120-1187 (355 amino acids)
Biological process (GO): adenylate cyclase-modulating G protein-coupled receptor signaling pathway
Cellular component (GO): heterotrimeric G-protein complex
Molecular function (GO): G-protein beta/gamma-subunit complex binding; GTPase activity; GTP binding
Source: RefSeq, a predicted model, not a curated record